Grosmannia clavigera kw1407 is the source of this 2298-nucleotide messenger RNA. RefSeq names its product ino eighty subunit 1. NCBI's taxonomy places the organism in Eukaryota, Fungi, Ascomycota, Sordariomycetes, Ophiostomatales, Ophiostomataceae. The record is from RefSeq and is a predicted model, not a curated record. The transcript has 6 exons. Bases 1 to 2298 code for a protein of 765 amino acids. Gene Ontology annotation, cellular component: Ino80 complex.
AUGGCCUCACCCAGCUCCGCUGCCGGCUUCUCCGAAGGCGAGCAGCCGACCCCCUCGCCUCACCAUCUCGACAAGUCCUUCUUGACCAACGCGAACGCCAGCAUGACCGAAGACGAGGACACCUUGACGGCCCAGGACCCCAGUGCCAUCGGCAAGAUCCGCCACCUCAAGAAAGAGGACGGCGAGCCACUCUGGCGCUACGACAUCCAGUACGAUUUUCUGCGCGCCGUCUUUGACGACGAACGCGAGGUCUUUACCAACAGCUACGAGCCUUCGAUGCCUAGCAAACAGUGUUUUGCCGACCUUUACAUCGACACGAUGGCACGCAGCAGCAAGACUAGCAAGAUCCUGCACGACAAGCUGCUGAGCGACCGCAACGCUGCCAAGAGUAUGGCCAUGGUCUGUCUGCUGGUCAACAUUGGCCGCAUGAACACGACCCUGAAUUGUCCGCUGACAACAAAUGCAGUCUUCCCCGAGAUGCGCGCCCAGCUUCGCACCUACCACGCCAUCCCUUCGCUCCAGGUCCAGCAGGAUGCACACGCCUACAAGCAGCUGCAGGACGCCCCACGCCUCAAGUCGAUACUCAAGGGGGGCUCGGAAGACCGCGCCGAGCCGCGCACGCUGGACACGCUCAAGGAUCAGGAUGUGCCGCGAACAAACCCCGUCAACCUCAUCUUUCUCAUCUGCCACAGUGCUGCCAAGGUGGCCGAGCUGCACUUCCCGCCCGGUCGCGAGUUCCACGACCUGAUCAUGCGCACGAAUCUGUCGAGCAAGUCGCGCGCCGCCGCCUUCCUGUGGAUCAUGUGGUUCUACCUCGAGUCGGACUUUACCGAAGAGGGCUGCGAAGAGAACCCGUUUGGCGCCGGCGUCGACUAUGACGUGGAUGUGGCCAACCAGGGCGUGCCGAUGCUGGAAGAGCUCACGCCCGAAGAAGAGGGACGCGAGAACCAGGACACGGCCGAAGAGCGCGAGUUUGGUAUCGCCAAGAAAAACCAGCGGUCGGCCAUCCUGCGGGACGAGCAGCUGUUCACAGACUCGCCGCCCGUCAAGCGAAGCUCACGCACAUCUGCACGGCCGUCUGCCGUUGCCACCAUGGCAAAAGAGCUGUCUGCGGCGCCAGACGGCGAGCGUUCCGGUCCGCCGGCGAUCCUCCCGCGCAUCCGGCCCUCAAAACACGACAGCGACGUCGAGAGCACACGCUCGACGCCACCGCCCCGGUCGUUGAACCGCUCGUUCGGCCCUGGUGGACCUGGCGGCAGCACGACGUCUCGGCGAGCCGGUCCGCUAAAGUACCAAAUCAUCGAAGGGUCGUCACCGGCCCGUCAGCCACCACUGUUGCAACAGAUGCACCAGCAACAACAACAGCAGCUACUGCGCAAGCGCGGCAGCAGGCCAUCGCAGAAGGCUGUCGGACGGAUGCCGGACACGAGGGCGCGAACACGCCGGCUCCCACGGGCGGCCGCAAGCCGCGAACCGCCGACGGCACACCAGAUCGCCGUGGAGAACAAUCGCAAGCAGCGGAUAGAAUACCUGCUUUCGCGCGGCAUGCAGCGCAAGCACCACCGGGCCGGCGCACAGGACGGGGCGAUUGUGCGGGCAUACCGGCGGCUGCAACAGGUCGAGGACCCGUUCGAGGACAGCGAGAACGAGGACAACGUGGCCUGGAACCGCGGCAUCUUCUCCUUCCAGCCGGGUGCGCCGCAAACCAAGGUGACGGGCGACGCGUUUCGGGAGCGCGGCUUUGGCGGCAUUGUGCUGCUCAACGACGAGCAGGACGACUUUGGCGAAGAGGUGUCGGCCUACUCGGCCGCCAUCCGCCGGGCAGCGCGCCGGAUGAACCGGUGGGAGGAGACCAAGAGCACCGCGGUCGUGGCGCCGAUGAAGCGACAACGCGUGCACGUGACGCCCGACGACGACUAUCCCGAUCCCAACGAGACCGAAGAGGAGAUGGAUCUGGAUGGCGACCAUCUGGACAUGUCGCUGCUCGAGGUGCCGCAGCUGCCGUUGCCGACCGCAAUGCCAUCGUCGACGAAACGGCGCCGGACAACAGGAGCAGAACCGGGAGCUGGCGGCAUUGGUGGCACGCCGAGCGGCCGUGCAAAGGGCAGCAGCAGCAGGGCCGCCGGCAAGGCAGCAGGGGGCGGCACAGCUACAGCCAACGGUCGACGUCGGCGGCCUGCAGCAGCAGCACCGGUGUCUGUAACCAAUGACGAGGACGGUGGUAGUCAGCACGACGGCUCUAUGAUCCCGGCACAGAAACAGGGCGCGGAAGUCGGAGAUUACCCUAAAGUCCUUUGA